Messenger RNA from Didymosphaeria variabile, 792 nucleotides. RefSeq lists its product as uncharacterized. Bases 1 to 792 code for a protein of 263 amino acids. The record is from RefSeq and is a predicted model, not a curated record. NCBI's taxonomy places the organism in Eukaryota, Fungi, Ascomycota, Dothideomycetes, Pleosporales, Didymosphaeriaceae. The transcript has a single exon. Gene Ontology annotation, biological process: phosphatidylcholine biosynthetic process.
AUGGCUGUAGGCUCCCCUCCCCGCUACAUAAAGAGGCCCUCCUACCACCGCCGAGGUCCUGCUAGCCUGGGCUCUCUCGGAUCCGUGCCCGAAGACGACCUGCCCAUCAUGACGAACCCCACCAUCGACGCGAAAUUCAGAUCCGAGCCAGACUUAGGCGUGUCCGCAAACUCAGCGAAGCCGCUGCCUGGCGAUUCCACCCAUGCUGGUUCUGCGCUGCUCGGCAACGAUGCCACCCCGGUGCCGCUGUCCACGCCGGGACUCUCCCGCUCAAACUCGUUCUCUGCCAGCUCUGCCUACGAUUCAGAUGCCGAGGAAGCCAGCUUCUUUCCGCCUGUCGAGCGGCUCACGAUGUUCGACUUCAUCGAGAAUCUGGCUUUGACGGAAAGGAUGGAGAAGUUGCAGAAGUCCGUUUCCGCGCAGGGCAAGCGACUGAGGGAAACCGCAAAGACCCGAACAGCAAGUACAAGAGACCGUGCAAUCGAAGAAUGGCGACGACGUGUACCCAACGAGUCCGAGCAACUAGACAAGUACAAGAAGCGCAUGCGUCAGUCUGUCGAACGUCUAAGCGAGCAGUGGGCGUCUAAUACCGCCGUGACUGCACGAGAAAAGGUCUCCUUCAUUGCCGCUGUCAUGAACAUAUUCGUCUCCGGGUACCUUGUAGGCGGUCGUCCUGAAUGGUUUCCUCUGUGGUACACAGCGCAGCUGCUGUACUUCAUGCCCCUCCGCUACUACACCUACCACAAGAAAGGCAAGUUCUCCGAGUACAAGGUGGAUUUGCUCUUCCAGUAA